Molecule: messenger RNA, 2871 nt
Organism: Eublepharis macularius
Lineage: Eukaryota; Metazoa; Chordata; Lepidosauria; Squamata; Eublepharidae
Gene: MTHFR
Product: methylenetetrahydrofolate reductase
Exons: 13
Coding region: 267-2276 (669 amino acids)
Biological process (GO): tetrahydrofolate interconversion
Cellular component (GO): cytosol
Molecular function (GO): methylenetetrahydrofolate reductase [NAD(P)H] activity; FAD binding
Source: RefSeq, a predicted model, not a curated record
AUGAGAGGAGAGCGAGAGGACUUGAAGGUGUGCGCGCCCGCCCGCGUCCUUUCUUGCUUUCCCUUCCGUCGCUGCCGGACGGAGCUCGCGCCGCGGGCGGGCGGGCAGGUUAAAACGUCAGGAGAAGAGCGGCGGGAAUGCCCGAAGAAAGGAGAGAUCUGAGCCGAGUUAACUUUUCCAGGACUGCUGCCAACUGGAGAGAGCGCUGGUCAGGGGUACAAGAUCAGCCUACACAAGCUUAAUCUUGAGCCAAAGUGAACGCUCCCAUGGGAACAGACUCCAAUUGCCAGAGGUCCCUCACCAUGGUCAACGAGUCUUGUAGUGCCAGCAAUGGGAUCAUUGGCUCCAGCAACGGGAUGACCAGCUUACGGUCUGACGGGAACAGCAGCGGCAGCGAGAGCUCCAAGGACAGCUCGCGGUGCUCCACCCCCGUCCUUGACGCCGAGCGGCACGAUCGCCUGUGCGAAAAGAUGCGCCGGAGGCAGGAGUCCGGGGACAAGUGGUUCUCCCUGGAGUUCUUCCCCCCACGGACAGCCAACGGGGCUGUCAACCUCAUCUCCAGGUUCGACCGCAUGGGGGCAGGGGGCCCACUCUUCAUCGACGUCACCUGGCACCCGGCUGGGGACCCCGGCUCUGAUAAAGAAACCUCUUCCAUGGUGAUCGCCAGCACAGCGCUCAACUAUUGUGGCCUGGAGACCAUUCUGCACAUGACGUGUUGCAACCAGACGAAGGAGACGAUCAGCGCGCACCUGCACAAGGCCAAGCGCUUGGGCCUCAAAAACAUCAUGGCAUUGCGCGGGGAUCCAAUAGGCGAGGAGUGGCAAGAAGAAGUGGAUGGCUUCAACUAUGCCACAGACUUGGUGAAGCACAUCCGUUCUGAGUUCGAAGAUUUUUUUGAUAUCUGUGUGGCAGGCUACCCCAAAGGCCACCCGGAGGCAGAGAGCUACAUGGACGACCUGAAGCACCUGAAGGAGAAAGUCUCAGCAGGAGCCGACUUCAUCAUUACGCAGCUCUUCUUCAGGUCAGAGACAUUCCUCACGUUUCUGGAGGAUUGCCAGGCCAUCGGCAUCACUUGCCCCAUCUUGCCUGGGAUAUUUCCCAUACAGGGUUAUCAUUCUCUGCGCCAGCUUGUGAAACUGUCUAAGCUGGAGGUGCCUCAGGAGAUCAAGGACGUCAUCGAGCCCAUCAAGGACAACGAUGCAGCCAUACGAAAUUAUGGCAUUGAUCUGGCAGUGACCAUGUGCCGGGAGCUACUGGACAGCGGCUUGGUGCACGGCCUCCAUUUUUACACUCUCAACCGGGAAGUGGCCACCAUGGAGGUGCUUAGGCGCCUGGGCCUCCGGAAGGAGGACCCCAGGCGGCCCUUGCCAUGGGCCAUCAGUGCUAACCCCAAGCGGCGAGUUGAAGACGUCCGGCCCAUUUUCUGGGCUUCCAGGCCCAAAAGUUACAUCUACCGAACUCAGGAAUGGGAUGAGUUUCCCAACGGCCGCUGGGGUAAUUCAUCCUCUCCAGCCUUUGGGGAGCUCAAGGACUAUUACCUCUUCUACUUGAAGAGCAAGUCACCUCGGGAGGAGCUCCUGAAGAUGUGGGGUGAGGAGCUGACCAGCGAGGAGAGCGUCUUUGAGGUGUUCAGGUGCUACAUCGCCGGAGAGGCCAACAAGGACGGCCAGAAGGUGACCUGCCUGCCCUGGAAUGACGACCCCCUAGCUCCCGAGACCAACCUGCUGAAGGAGGAGCUGGCCAAGGUGAACAAAAGAGGGAUCCUGACCAUCAAUUCCCAGCCGAACAUCAACGGCAAGCCGUCCACCGACCCCAUCGUGGGCUGGGGGCCUAGCGGGGGCUACGUCUUUCAGAAGGCUUACCUGGAGUUCUUCACCUCCAGCGAGAACGUCACAGCUCUCCAGACGGUCCUGAAGAAAUAUGGGCAGCGAGUGAAUUACCACAUCGUCAAUGUCAAGGGUGAAAACAUCACCAAUGCCCACGACCUGCAGCCGAAUGCCGUGACAUGGGGCAUCUUCCCCGGCAGGGAGAUCGUUCAGCCGACAGUAGUGGAUCCGGUUAGCUUCAUGUACUGGAAGGAUGAGGCCUUUGCUCUGUGGAUCGAGCAGUGGGCCAAGCUGUACGAAGAGGAGUCUCCCUCCCGCAUGAUCAUCCAGUACAUUCACGACAACUACUAUUUGGUGAACCUGGUGGACAAUGAGUUCCCCCUCGACAACUGCCUCUGGCAGGUAGUGGAGGACACUUUUGAAUUGUUGAACUGUCCAGCCCGCCAAUGAACAAGGUCCCCCAGGUGAUCCGGCCGGAAGCACGCUCAGACUCGGGUUGCAAGAUGGAGCUGCAGCGUCCCCCAACACUCCUCCAGAGAGUGCCUCUGGCUAUGCUUCCCCCUUCCUCUUCCUCUAGUUGGUGACCACUUACCGUGCACAAGGGUGUUCGUCCUCCCAUCUGAUCCAGUUUUAAAACUUACCUUCUGGUUUUAAAUCUUACCCUUUUUUUUUUAACCUCAGUCACAAGACUAAGGGCAGCUUGAAACCUUACUGGCCUCCCCCUGACCUCGCCCUUCUCAACGCCAACACGCACGUUCUUGGGUUGCACUCUAAAAAAAAAGUUCUGAGCCAUUUCCACAGUGCGAUGCCUUUUAAUUGGCUAUUAAGCUGAUUGACGGUUCUAUAGUCUCCAGUCCAGAACAACAUAUGCUGGGACUUCUGACCCAGCAGACCUCCACAAACCUUGGGGAUUUGGUUAGCUAUUUAUUUUGGUUUAUUUUCUAAGAUGCAGAAUGAAGGACUCUUUCUAGGUCCCUUUUUUAACCUACUGGGUGAACUUGUCAGAUAUUUAAAUGUGUAAAAAAAAAUAAAUGUACAUAAUUGA